GAAAGUAUUCUAUGUAUUCUCAGCAGCCCAGCCACAGAAAAGAAACCGGUGCACUAAGCGAAGAGGAAAAGAAAAAUAAAGAAAGAGAAUCGAUAGAGAUUUUAACAAACUAAGGAACUCACAACUUGAAUCAUCUAAACCUUAGGCAGUCGGCAGGAUAAGUAUGAAAAGGACCAUGGAGAGUUCAAGAAAGAUAGUAGGUAUCAGCUCCCGAUGCCCACAGGAUCAGUUUCAGUGGAUGAUAGAUAUGCUUACUUCACAUUUAUCUGAGCUUGUGUCAGAGGUGAAGUAUCUUCCAAUCACUAACGAGAACUCAGAUGAGUGGAAGAAAGAAGUGAAGCGAUAUUCUAUUGGGAUCUUAUACCACAGUCUGAAACAUGGACGGAUCAACAUUACUGAUGUGGAAGGCUCAUUGUAUGACAAGGAACUUUCCUAUAUGUCCCAAUGUCUAGACAAGGAGAAUGUUAUGGUUGUGUUGGAUGAUUUAGACCAUGCCAAAGUAGAGGAAAAAGAAAGAAUCCUAAGAACCCAGCCCAGCAUUAAAGAUUGUUCAUCUCUUCUCCUUCUAAUUGCAAAUAAGGAUAAACAAAGUGACUUUCUAUCCCAGAUUGAUGCCAUUUCUCAGCUUCUGAACAGAGUGAAACAUCAAAGCUCAAUGGGAAAUUUUCCAGCUAAAAAUCAUGGCCGCUCCAAACAAACUCACUCAUCAGAUGAUGGUGCAUCUCUAGAGUCCAGCAGGAAGAAUCUAAAGCUGGACAUUCCAUGUUCACAAAAGCAUUCAGUUGGUGUCUUCUCUAGAUGCGCAAAGAUUAAUUAUAAAUGGCUUGUGGUCAAGCUGGAAAGUAAGGCAUUUGGGAGCCUAGUGAAGGAGGUCCAUGCUGUGGAAAUAUCUAAUGAUGUUUCCCAUUUUCUUUCUGCUGUGAAUAACUGCACAUUUGCCAUUCUGUAUCAUUCACAAAACCAUGGACGUUUAAAUAUUAUUGGUGUGCCUGACUCCUUGUAUGACAGAGAGCUGAAGACUUUAUUUCAGAGCUUUGGCAAGAAGAAAGUCAUUGUGGUCAUUGAUGACUUGAAAGAUAGCAGUGCUGAGGUGAAGAGGAACAUACUCCAUGAACAGAAAAGCAUUGAGCAAUUUUCACAAGAACUUCUUCUCUUCAGUGAAACAGAAAAGGCUAGAAUUAAUACAUCUGACACUGUGUAUAGCAAACUAGAAAAACUCAAGCAAAUCUUGGAGACCAGCUGUGAUUUUACAGAGAACAGAGCACAACCUAGGAUGUCUCCUGUAGCCGCAGAAUGUGUUUCUGCUCAACAACUGAUGUUAGAAGAUUUAAAGAAAGAGAUGUCCAACCAGACCCAGCAGAUUAAAGAUUUAAAGAAUGGGAUGUCCAACCAGACUCAACAUAUUGUAGAUUUAAAGAAAGAGAUGUCCAACAAGACUCAACAUAUUGAAGAUUUAAAGAAAGAGAUGUCCAACCAGACUCAACAUAUUGAAGAUUUAAAGAAAGAGAUGUCCAACCAGACUCAACAUAUUGAAAAUUUAAAGAAAGAGAUGUCCAACAAGACUCAACAUAUUGAAGAUUUAAAGAAAGAGAUGUCCAACCAGACUCAACAUAUUGAAAAUUUAAAGAAAGAGAUGUCCAACAAGACUCAACAUAUUGAAGAUUUAAAGAAAGAGAUGUCCAACCAGACUCAACAUAUUGAAGAUUUAAAGAAAGAGAUGUCCAACAAGACUCAGAAGACUGAAGAGUUAAAGAAGGAGUUGCCCAACCAGGCCCAGCAGAUUGACAAGUUAAAUAAGGAAGAUUUUCAGCAGUCACAAUUGUAAGAAAAAUCACUGUGAAUUGUCCUCUCAGCAUAAUCAAAAUGUGGUAAAGCAAAUGGAGUCAGAAGACCAAAAGCCGCAGCCUCAUCUUUCAAAUACUGUUGCAGUGACACACAAUCCUACUCAUCAAAUUAUUUAUACUAGUAAAUCAUCAUACUGAGAAAAUGCUGAUCAACAGAAUGUGCUUACUUGAUUUCUACUAAAGCAGUUACAUUUUUCCUAAUAUGAACUGUAGGUUUAGCCCCCACACAAAUACAUCUACAACAAAAUGCAGUAAAUACUUAAAGGAACAGUUCAGUGUAAAAAUGAAAACUGGGUAAAUAGAUAGGCUGUGCAAAAUAAAAAAAACGUU
Xenopus laevis (African clawed frog) is the source of this 2174-nucleotide messenger RNA. RefSeq names its product golgin subfamily A member 6-like protein 7. The record is from RefSeq and is a predicted model, not a curated record. Lineage: Eukaryota; Metazoa; Chordata; Amphibia; Anura; Pipidae. The transcript has 7 exons. Bases 164 to 1825 code for a protein of 553 amino acids.